UGGCAGACGGCCGAAGAUCAGUUCCGAUUUGUACAGGAAAACGGAGAUCUGUGAUUGCUUCCGCUUUAACAUUGAAUCUGACAGAACGAAAGAAUGUCGUCCAGGUUGCUUGUCUUUCUGACGAUUGUUGUUGGAUUUGUGACAGCUAAAGUUCCUCCUUACAUACAUAUUUGCGGCAUCAAAAAUCCGAAUCUCGAUGACUGCAUCAUCAAAAGCGUGGAUGCUCUAUCCAAGAAUCUGGCCGUUGGUAUACCAGAGUUGAAUGUUCCACCAACAGACCCAAUGUUGAUCGGAGACAUGACACUUAUUGACACCGCAAACUUCAAGGCAACUGGAUCCGAUGUCACGCUCAAUGGCUUAUUGACGUAUCAUAUAAAUAGUCUGCACCUAGAUCUCGAGAAGCAUCAGGUAGACAUCGAUCUGAAUUUGGCUGAAGCUAAAAUAAAUGGCAAUUACAAUAUUAGCGCUAGGAUCUUGAUCCCUAUAAAUGGAAAAGGACCUCUUACCUUUACCACGAAUGACGUGAACGCAAAGAUAAGAAUGUUGUACAACCUAGUCGAACACGCUGGAAAACAGUAUGUCUACUUCUCGUCGAUGACCACGCACUUGGACGUCAAGGAUUAUACCAUCAAAUACGAGCCGGAAAAUUUCGACGAAACUCUGCGAGAUGCGUUCAAAGAGGCGGUUGGCCACAAUAAUCGGGAAAUAUUGGAAAUGACCAGACCUAAUUUAGAGAAAGCCAUUAGCCAGAGAUGCCUAGAAAUAUCUAACAAGAUCUGCAAGCAUUUCACUUACGACGAACUUUUCCCCGAUCGGGAGUAAACGAGAUCGUUGCGAAAAUCCCUGUGAAAUAAAAGGAAAUAGCGAUUUGAACGAAAUAAGCGGUUGAGUUACGUUUCCCAUAAAAUAAGUCGUUCGUUGUUCGAAUAUUUGUUUAACCAUAUAUUAGCCACGGUGGUUUAUCGAUGACAAAUUCGUCAACAUUUUUAUAAAAAUAAAUAAAAAUGAAAUAACAUAAAUUUCGUGGAUUAAAAAGUUGUCAACUAUGUGAGUGACUUAAAUAACAUCUUCGUUAUUCUUGUAAUUAAUUUCUCUUUUAUGUUGUAAUUUAUUGAAAUUAUCUCCUCGUUAAACGUCCUAAGAUAUUCUGUAAAAAAAAAAAAAAAAAAAAAAUGUACCCUACACGCUUACUAGUAAAAAGUACGCAUUUCUGAAAAUACUUGAUACAAUGGUUUAUUGUGAUAAUAAAUUUGAUAAAAUCUUUCAGAA
Molecule: messenger RNA, 1269 nt
Organism: Bombus pyrosoma
Lineage: Eukaryota; Metazoa; Arthropoda; Insecta; Hymenoptera; Apidae
Exons: 3
Coding region: 94-822 (242 amino acids)
Source: RefSeq, a predicted model, not a curated record